Messenger RNA from Colletotrichum acutatum, 2811 nucleotides. RefSeq lists its product as uncharacterized. The coding region runs from base 1 to 2811 and encodes 936 amino acids. The transcript is spliced from 3 exons. The record is from RefSeq and is a predicted model, not a curated record. Lineage: Eukaryota; Fungi; Ascomycota; Sordariomycetes; Glomerellales; Glomerellaceae.
AUGGUAUUCUCCAUCUUCAGCGUCGGGAGAGAGAUCAAAGACUACUUCCACCAAGAACCUAGCCUCAGCAGCCAAACGAUAGCAAGACGAGACCUGGGUUCCUGGGGCCAAGCCAUCGACGCAAUUGUAACCCCAGACACCGUCGAAGCCAUCGGCAACGACCCAAGGCUAAGAAGGACAUUAAUGUCCAUGGUCGAUUAUACUUUUGAUCUCACAGACCAACUAGCCACCCGCUAUGAGUCACCUGAACUCCAGGAGACAAGGGAAGCAUUGCAAGAGUACAAGAAGCACAUCAGGAGGAGCCUCGAAGGGUUGAAAGAUGACGAAAAAAGCUCGAGUCAACUCCACAAACGACAGCUUCCAAGUCUCGGAGAACUCUUUGGAGCGGCAGUCUCUGGAGGUAGCGCCGAUGGUGGUAGUGGAGGAGGAGGCGGUGGACUUCCUAGCCCGUUCAACCUUCCACUCCCCGGGGCACCAGGAGGUUCUCCAGGCGGCGCCCCCGGAGGCGGCACCGGCCCCCUCGGCCUCCCUGGUCUCCCAACUCCAGGUGGCGGCGGUGCCGAUGGAGGUGGGAUGUCAGCCGGUAUACUCAGUGGCCUCCUCCAACCCCUGAAAGACGGGCUCAGCAACGUCGGAAAUCAACUUGUCGCCAACCUCAACGGUCCAGGCAUGUUCCUCGGCAUUGGUGUCGGAGCCGGAGCGGCUCAGGGGCUCAACCUGUCCACACAAGCAAAGACGAUGGAAGUGGCAGCAAAGGUUGCGGCAGACAACAGGAUGGAAGCCACUGGUCUUAACCCAGCCAUCCAGAACCUAGGCGUGGGUCUUACUUCCACCCUCAUCGGCGCCAUUGACUUCAACAGCCUAGGCGGCAACCUCACAAACCAGCUACAGCCCAUCGCCCUGUCUCUCGCAACAGGUCUCGGAAACGGCACUGUCGCAGGCCUGAAGCUCAACGCCAACGCCGCGAACCUCGAGCCCGUAAACGACUCGUCCAUCCCAAACGUCAUUGGCACCUUUGGAUUCGGUCUGACGAAGACCGUGACGGCUAACCUCGACAUCAACCAGCUCUUCAACUCGGCCAAUAACCCCAACACAACCAAACAAAUCAUGCGUAUCCUCCCGGCCGCGGCUUCGGGCUUUGGAAAAGGCCUGGGUCAGGGAGCGACGGUCGGAUUGGGGCUACAGCCCGACUCCGCGGUACCGAUGCAGCAGAUGCCCGACGACCAGAUCGACUUUGGCGGUAUCUCGCAGACGUUCGCCAAGGGUCUGACGAGCAGCUUCCUUCAGAACGGUACGGCGACCGAGCUGCUCAACAAGGUAGGCGGAUCGAUGAACAUGAACCAGAACGGUGGAGGGAUUCCGGCGACCAUUAAGUUCAACGGCAUGGACAUCCAGGUCAGCAAAGUCGCGCAGGGCUUCGCUCGUGGGUUCCUUCAGGGCGCGGGCGAUGCGAUCCAGGGCAUGGGCGGGGUGCAGUCUCUCUUCGAGGGCAACGCCACCAUGCCCACCGGCGCGAUGCCCGAUGCCAAGCUCCAGUUCGACGACUCGCUCGGCGGCGCUGCCAGCGGGUUCGGAGUCGGAAUUGGUGGUCAAGGUGUUCUCGUUGCGUAUGGACUGGCUAGCAAGCCGCGAGGAAACACACAGCCUGCAGCGAAUGCGCCGGCGGGCCCGGCUGCUCGCACACCCGCCCAACGCCGCGAUGUCGAACUGGUCUCGAGACAGGAUCCCCCGCCAGUAGUCUCAGUCAACGCCACUGAAGGACUCAACCUGUCCGUCGUGAUCAACGCGCAGACCGUUUCGAUGGCUGCUCAAGCUGGUGUCAACGCUCUUACCUGCCAGGGCGUGGGCGGCUUGGGCCUCAUUGGCUUCGGACUGAUUCGUAGCAAGACCAUCGCACUGGAUUCCUUCAACAAUGGCAACGUUACGAAGACUGCAAAGCAAGUGAUUCCGACUGGAAUCAUUAAGAUCUCCAAUGAGGGGCAUUCGUACGCUAUUGACGGACAGGUGAUCCGAGACUCUCUUGGACACUCGAUUAUCAAUACUGCGAAUGGCAUUGAAGUCAACGGAUUUAAGCUCCCAGGCUGGAUCGCCUUCUUGGUUCUUCACAUCCUCUUCGCCAUAAUCGCUCACAUCAAUAUCCUUCCUUUGGCCAUCGGGCUGGAGCAUAUGCGCAACCUCCUCCUCCGCAUCAACGCCCCUCCAAUUCUGCAAAAGAUCGAAAAAUGGAACAACAUUAUGUGGCUAUUCGUUAUGGGCCCUUCAGUGGUUGUGGUUCUCAUCUUUGGCAUACUCGUGACCGCGAAGUCUUCUCACUUUCGCACUGCUCACGGUAUCAUAAGCCUCUUCACGACCCUAGUUGGUCUGGCAGCCUUAUUGAUGCACCUUGCCAUCAAGGCCCGCGCCCCGCCUCAACUCCCAAACACCUCCCGCUCCGCCCCUACGCCACCAGCGCCCCUCCUCAGCCUUCCCAACAUCCGCGUCAUGAUCAACCAGCUCUUCCUGAUUCUCUCAUUCGCCUCUGUCAUCACCGGAUUCGCCGACCUCAGCUCCGUGGCUCUGUGCUUUACGCAAGUUGUUCCUUUUGAUUUGGCGCUGGUCAUCGGAUUCAGUCUGUCUACGGUCUUCGUCCUCGGGUCCACAGUCUCGGGACUUGACAUUGCGCUUACGAUUCGGGACUUUUUGAAGCAUAAGAAGGCCCUGAAAGGCGGCGAUAAGACCGAUGCAGCUGAAAGAGGCGCGGAGAGAGGCGGUGUCAUGCAGGGUAAGAUAUCCCAGCCAACAAUGGUAGACGAGAAGGGCGCGUUUGCAUAG